AACAAUUGAAGAGUUUCAGUCGUCGAGGGACAAUUUGUGCAGCCAACUUCAUGCUAUUGAUUGUCAAAAAGCAUGUCGGACGAGGAGAGUCCCGAAAAAACCGGCCGGAGGACACGCUCCGGACGCACUGUGAAGGCGGCUGCUCCAAUUACGUCACGGACGACACGUCGAACGCGACGAACAAACCCUGAACCGGAGCCUGAAAAUGUACACGAGGAGAUUCCGGAGGAAACUCCGUUUGAGGAGGCUCCAGUGCAGGAGCUCCUAGCUGACGACACUCCAGUACAGGCGACUAUCAUUUCACCAGUGGUCGAGACGCCGAUAGAGGAGAAAUUGGCUGAGGAUGAGGAACCGCCGGCGCCAAUUGAGGGAGCGGCUGUGGAGAAUCUUGCUGAAGAUGCUCCUGAGGGCGAGGGCGAAGCCAUGGUUCCGCCAGAAGACGAGAAGAGCUCAUCUUUUCCGUUUGGCGAGCAAUCGUCAGCCGAUCGUGAGGACAUGAAUAAUAUCAAUCGCGAGUCUGGAGACAAUCUGUUCAUUGCCAAUUUGGCUGCCGAAGAGAAUGCCAACAGCCUUCCCUCGGGCACAGAUGACAAUGAGAUUCGUGACUAUGAAGGUGUGGCGACCAAUUCGGCGACUCUUGCAUCGGAGGUGCAAAAGGAUGACACGAAGAACGACAGUGAUGAUUGUGCUAUCGCUGAGGAUUUGCCAAAUGGCCAAGACAGUCCGGGAAAGCAAACGGAUCCCGACACUGAGAUGGUUUCGGAAGAUGAACUUCCAGCACCGACUCAGCCAAAAGUGCAAGAUGCCGAAGAAGUGUCUGAUGAUGAGUUGCCUGGACCAAAAUUGGCUGAAUUGCCAGCAGACACAGAAGUUGUGUCUGAGGAUGAAUUGCCGGCGGCAGGAAAGGGCAAGAGGAAAGCCGACGAGGGCUAUGAUCCGGGAAGUCCGACAGAGUCAACAGAAGCGCCGGAGAAGAAGGCAAAAAUUGAGAGUGUUGCCGAGGAGCCGAAGAAGAAAUUACCUGACUUGGAUAAGUACUGGAAAGCCGUGAAUGAUGAUCCCACGGAUUUCACCGCCUGGACAUACUUGCUGCAGUACGUGGAUCAAGAGGUUGACAUUGAAGCGGCUCGAGAGGCUUACGAUGCCUUCCUGGCUCACUAUCCAUACUGCUAUGGCUACUGGCGCAAGUAUGCUGACUACGAGAAGCGUCGUGGAAACAAGAAGAAGUGCGAAGAGGUGUUUGAGCGUGGCCUCAAGGCAAUACCCUUGUCGGUGGAUCUCUGGAUACACUACUUGGGUCAUGUCAAGGGCAACUACGGCGAGGACGAGUCCUUCGUGAGGUCACAGUUUGAGCGGGCGCUCGGAGCCUGCGGUCUCGAGUUCCGGUCGGAUAAGCUCUGGGAAGCGUAUAUCAAGUGGGAGACGGAGGGCAAGAGAGUGGCCAAUGUGGUGUCGAUCUACGAUCGUCUGUUGUGCACUCCGACGCAGGGAUACAAUGGCCACUUUGACAGCUUCAGUGAGAUUGUGUCCAAUAAUGCGCCGCAAGUUCUUGUCACUGUGGACGAGUUUAAGAGGGUGCGCAGAGAAGUGCGAGACGUGGCGGGCACGAAAAGCACCAAGGCAGCUGAAGAUGACGUGACCAUCGUGGAGGCGGACAAGGAGAAUGUUGAGAAGAAUGAGGACAGCGAGAAGGACAAUGAGGAGAAGAUGGAUGUGGAAGAAGAGGCGAAAUCAGGCAUUGAACCGAACAUGAAGGCUGUCAAUGAGGAGAAGCCAGAGGAGGUGGAAGCCGAUGAUCAUGUAGCGAAUGAUGAGGAGGCGCAGGCCAUCAAGGACAAGAUUUUGUCCAUCCGUCGAAAGCUCCACAAGCAGACAGUGGCCGCGGUGACGGCACGUUGGGUGUAUGAAGAGGCCAUAAAGCGUCCCUAUUUCCAUGUGAAGCCACUGGAGCGGUGUCAGCUGAAGAAUUGGAAGGACUAUCUGGAUUAUGAGAUAGAGCAGGGGGAUAGAAAGCGUGUGUUGGUGUUGUUUGAGCGAUGCUUAAUUGCGUGUGCGCUCUAUGAGGAGUUCUGGCUGAAGCUCAUUCGCUAUCUAGAGAGUCAGAAUGAUGCAGAACUUGCCGUGACGACGAGGGAUGCUUUCGAGCGUGCCUGCACAGUUCAUCAUCCAGACAAGCCCAGUCUUCAUCUCAUGUGGUCGGCAUUUGAGGAGGUUCAGAACAACUAUCAGAAGGCGGCAGAGGUGUUGACGAAUCUGGAGAAAGUGUGCCCAAAUCUGCUGCAGGUGGCUUAUCGUAGGAUAAAUCUGGAGCGACGUCGCGGGGAUUAUGUGAAGUGUAGUCAGCUGUAUGAGCACUAUAUUGGCGUGGCCAAGGGCAAGAAUAUGGCCAGCAGUUUGGCCAUAAAGUAUGCCAGAUUCUGUCACAAAGUCAAGGGUGAUCUGGAUGGUGGCAUGGAAGUGCUGAAGGUGGCCCUGGAGAAGGACAGCAGCAAUACGCGCAUUGCCCUGCAAAUGAUUGAUCUUGCGCUGCAGCGUGCACAAGUGGAGGAGACGGAAGUGGUGGAGAUCAUGGACAGUUUCAUGGCUCGCGAGGGCAUGGAUGCCGAACAGAAAGUGCUCUUUGCGCAGCGCAAGGUGGAGUUCUUGGAGGACUUCGGGAGCACCGCCAGAGGAUUGCAGGACGCUCAGAGGGAGCUGCAAUUGGCAUUGGCCAAGGCUAAUGAGUCCAAGAAGAAGGCGAGUUCGACUGAAGUUGCGAGUGCGGCGAAGAAGAGCAGCACUAAGGACAGUCAGCCUCCGCUGCCCACCACCGGAACUGGCAAUUCCUCCACGUACAGCUCAUACAACUACAGUGGCUCAGGUCAGGCGGCUGCCAGUGGGUAUUACGGCAGCGGAGCCACAGCUGCUCAAUCCGGCUAUGGUUCCUACACCGAUGCGAACUACGGCUAUAACCACUGGAAUCAGUACGGACAGACGGGCUACAGUGGCUACAGUCAGUGGAGUGGAUACGGGAACUACUAUUGAGCGCGAGUGUGAGAUUUUAACAAACUAUUUUUCAAGUAAUUCCAUCUCAAUUGGAAAGAGAUUUUUGCUAAUCCCCUAAUUACUAUGGAGAGAAAAUCCUUAUUCGCUCCUGAAAAUCCUUCACUUGAAGUCAAGAAAUAGUAAGAAUUGUAAGAAGAGAGAGGAGAAAUGAAAUAUGCGCGAAGAAAACAUUAACUGUAAAUGCUUAAUUGUAAGAUUGUGUUGCCAACACAAGAUGAUUUAUUGAUUUUGUCGUCCUUUACAUUUAUUACUCCCUAUGAAUCCAACAAGAUGAAGACAAAAAAGAAAUGUAAGAUGGAGAGAAAACAUUAAGAUAUAGUAAUGUAGAAAGAGAAAUAAUAAAAGGGACUUUUUAAUGAGA
Molecule: messenger RNA, 3406 nt
Organism: Phlebotomus argentipes
Lineage: Eukaryota; Metazoa; Arthropoda; Insecta; Diptera; Psychodidae
Gene: Prp39
Product: pre-mRNA-processing factor 39
Exons: 6
Coding region: 73-3024 (983 amino acids)
Biological process (GO): RNA processing; mRNA 5'-splice site recognition
Cellular component (GO): U1 snRNP; commitment complex; U2-type prespliceosome
Molecular function (GO): protein binding
Source: RefSeq, a predicted model, not a curated record